Molecule: messenger RNA, 816 nt
Organism: Tetrapisispora phaffii CBS 4417
Lineage: Eukaryota; Fungi; Ascomycota; Saccharomycetes; Saccharomycetales; Saccharomycetaceae
Gene: ISA1
Product: Fe-binding Fe/S cluster assembly protein ISA1
Exons: 1
Coding region: 1-816 (271 amino acids)
Biological process (GO): iron-sulfur cluster assembly
Cellular component (GO): mitochondrion; cytoplasm
Molecular function (GO): 2 iron, 2 sulfur cluster binding
Source: RefSeq, a predicted model, not a curated record
AUGCUACUAUCUUCAUCACAAGGCAUUCUCUGUGAUGAUUUGAUUUUAUUACUACGAAGAAGCACUAUCGUUAAUCAGUUGGCAAAUAGGAGAUUAAUUGCGACUUCAAGAACAGGUAACAACACAAGUCUCCUCUUUAGCAAUGCCAAAAAUAGAACUGCAUCAACAUCAACAGUUUUCAAAACUGCUAAGAAAUUCGAUUCAUCUUUAUUCUCAAAAAAUUGGGAUUUCAAUUAUAUGAAAAAAAAUGUAGGCAAACAUAAUGAAAAAGUCACGUCAACUAUAACUGUGGAUAGAGAUACGAAAGCCAAAUGGUCCAAUUAUAGUUUACCUUCAAGAAAUGCAAUCCAAGAACAGUUAAGUUCCAAGAAAAGAAUGGAUGAAGCACAACUCAAAUAUGAAACUUCUAUUAAUGAUUCAAAAAUUGACUUAUCAGAUACCCUUCUGACCAACGGUACAAAGAAAAAGAGAACAAGAACAUUGAAACCUCGCAAAGCAUUGAUUACUUUAAGUCCAAAAGCUAUAAGUCAUUUAAAGAAACUAUUAGACCAACCUGAACCAAAGUUGAUAAGAAUCGGUACAAGGAAUAGAGGGUGUUCAGGGUUGACAUAUGAUUUACAAUAUAUAACACAACCUGAAAAGUUUGAUGAAAUCGUCGAACAAGAUGGAGUUAAGGUUAUCAUCGAUUCGAAGGCAUUAUUCAGUGUGGUAGGUAGUGAAAUGGAUUGGAUUGAUGACACAUUGUCAUCAAGAUUUGUAUUUAAAAAUCCUAACUCGAAAGGUACCUGCGGCUGUGGAGAGAGCUUCAUGGUAUAA